AUGCACAGCGGUUGUAAGUUCAACAUGGCAGCCGUCCGGGGCCUUACGUGGGAUAAAACUCAUCAUUUUCUUCGUGGUUGCUGUGUUUUGACUAGCAGGAUUCCGGGCAAUGCUAGAGGUAUAUCACAAGAGAAAAUGCAUGUUCUUACAUCGGAACACGGGUUGUUUAGAAAGGUAAGAUUUUCCAGCUGUAAAUUUGCUUCAAGUAUUGUGCUGCUGUAAAAUCCUGGCCAGGUGUUGAUCACUGAUAGUUCUGAGACUCAUGUAUACGAUGAUCGAUGUAGUUGAUUGUAGCUCAAACGAUUUCUUCUAUUUUAGAUUAAUUUGAAAAUUUCUAAAGUGUGGCUUAUUAAUUUCGAUCUGAGAAGCACGGAGAAAUUUCAAUUUCGGAAAACAGACACUACAUAAAAUUUUGGUGAAAAUCAACUCAACCUGAUCAACGGCAAGAAACUGAGGCUAAGGUCUUAGAAUGACUAGCAUCUAAUUUCUCCAUACAAUAUCACUCCUGAAUCAAACAUUAAGGUCAUUAGAAUUAAUGGAAUGAUCACACUAACUCAAGAAGCUCUUGAUUGUUGAACAACUGAAUUCUUUUUGUCAGCACCUUAGAAAAUUUAUAGAGAACAGUCUUGAGAAUAUACAUACUGAUGUUAGGCUGUAAAAGGUUAACUGGCUUGUGGUUCAGAUAAAUUUGCUUAAUCUUUGUCAACCCUUUAAAAAUAUCAAGGAGGUGGUGUUUACUCCAGAGGUUUACAAACUUGUUGCUUUUCCUUUAAGGCAAUUAGUGGUUCAUUGUGUACUCAAGGUCCAUUCAAAGUCAUGUCAUUCUUGCGACCAAUGAGUAGCCAAUCACAAGGCAGCUUUUUGGUAGACCUUAAGUCCAGCCCAUCAUCAGCUUUAUAUCUUGGCUUUUCUGGCGCCAUCCCUUUCUGCAGCUUAGCUACCAUGGCAUUUAUUUCUCCAGAACACUUAAAUCUGAUUGCUCAUGCACAACAAGCAUAUGGGGCAUGCAUUCUGUCAUUUCUUGGCGCAGUACAUUGGGGUUACACCUUACCAAAGACUAGUGAACUUAAACCAGACUGGAACACACUUGGAUACAGUGUAACUCCAUCUCUCAUUGCCUGGUUGUCCUUACUUAUGAAUCCUGCACCAGGACUGACAACAUUGUGUUUUGGGCUUGCUGUAGCUUUGUGGAAAGAUUUGAAGACAAGUUGUUUUCCCUCAUGGUACAUUGCUUUACGAAAAGCUCUCUCAACUUUGGCAGUGACUUCAGUUGGUUUGACUGCUGCAGUCUUGUAUUUUCAAUAGUCAGACAUAUGUGACUCUUAUAGAGAGGUUCAUUGAUAUUUCUGUAUAAUUUUGUGAAAUAAAUGAAUUGUAAUUUGUUUGCUGCCUUUUAGUCACAGUUAUAUUUUGGAACUAACCUCUUCACAUGGUGGAACUUGGGUUACAAAGGACAUUGUAGAGCCUUUUUGUAAGCACUUUAUAAUUUGAUGAUCUGAAGACAUUGUCGAAAGUUUAUUCACCCUUUAACUCCCAAGAUUUGUUACAAGAAUUUGGUGUUAGAUCUAGGUAACAAAUUUUACCUGAUAAGUUUGAGUAUACUCAUUACCUGUUUACUGGAAAAUGUAUGGAUCUUAUAGAGAGAAGUGAAAUGUAAAUCAUUUUUGGGACAUAGUUUGACGCUACUCUGGUUUACAGAUUUAAUGAAUGUAACCGAAGAUGUUACGAUUUUUUUAUCUUUUAUCGAUGGGUGACAUGUGAAAUUUGCCUUUAUGAGAGCUUUGAAGAGCUGAACGACUAAGAUUUCUGGAAUUUUGUUCAGGGGUUCUAUCUUAGCAUUUACUAUUCUUCAUACAAGUUUGGUACAUCGUCUCAGAGGGAGAAAAUAAAAAUGAGAAAAUUAUCAACCGUGGAGAUAACUUGACCAUUUUCAGAAAGAGAAAACAAGAGCAUCAAACUAUGUCUGAUUGUCCACCUGGUUGCCGUGUGAACUUUAAUAUAUUUCAUUUUUGGGAGUUAACCCUUCAACUCCUAAGAGUGACUAACAUCUAAUUUCUCCUUACAAGAUCAGCCUUAAAUCAAACAUUAAGGUCAUGAGAAUAAAGGAGAUGAUCACCAACUAAAGAGGCGCUUGAUUGUUGAACAAAUUCUCUUUGUCAGAACCCCUAAGAAAUGUCUAGAGAUUAGUGUGGAGAAUAUGCAUACUGAUGUUAGGGAGUAUAAGGUUAAAGGGUUUGUAAGAAUUUUGGAACCACUGGGUUUAUUAAGUUUUGUAUAUUACCCAAUAAAAAGUACUGUAUAGUAGCUAGUGAGUUGGAAGCACUACCAUGAAUUCAACUAUAUAGUAAAAAUAUAAUGUUGAAUUUGGUCCAUUCACUCAAGAUUUAAUGGAGGCCCUUAACUUUUAUCGAUGGGUGACAUGUGAAAUUUGCCUCUAUGAAAGCUUUGGAGAGCUGACCGAC
Messenger RNA from Pocillopora meandrina, 2462 nucleotides. NCBI's taxonomy places the organism in Eukaryota, Metazoa, Cnidaria, Anthozoa, Scleractinia, Pocilloporidae. The record is from the annotation of a GenBank genome assembly.